AGGAGCGCGGCCUGCGCGCCCGGGAGCAGGAGCUGUCCCCGGAGGUGCUGCGGGGCGCCGCGGAGGGCACGCGGAGCCUCGCCGCGACCUCCUCGCUGGAGGGCGCCAGGGUCAUCGUCUGGAGGGCGGCGGCGGGACCCUCAGUCGGACGGGGCACGGGCGAGGGUAAACUCGAUCCCGAGGGGUUCGGAGCGCUCUCGGAGCGGCUUCGGACCGCUCUGCGAAGGCCGCGGCGCCGGAGACGUCCGUUCCAGAGCCGCCGGAUCUCAGAGAUUCUCGAUUUCUCCUCGCCUGAGUUUAUCCUGGUCCUGGCUUCGUCUUACCCAAGUGGCAACGAUCAGGGGGGGAUACAUCUGGUGAGGAGAAGGUACCGAAACCGCCACCGGUGCCUCGUCUGCGCCUCUUCGGACCUCCUGUGAGGCCCUCGUUGCCACCGCCAGGUUCGCCUGGAAAGUCCUAGUCAGCACGCCCCCCAGGAGGUCCGGUGAGUAGCGGUAUGGGGACCUGUCGGUCUCUUCAUCAGGGGCAACGGUCAGGGGGGGAUACAGCGAUGCCGUGCAUCAGGAUGGCGUUGUUUUGUUCCUGGGCGGUAGCGGGCG
This is a messenger RNA of Prorocentrum cordatum, 599 nucleotides long. The record is from the annotation of a GenBank genome assembly. NCBI's taxonomy places the organism in Eukaryota, Dinophyceae, Prorocentrales, Prorocentraceae.